AUGAGGCUAGCGAAAAGCGCUGGCAGCUUAUCCCUUGUACAGUCAGCAUCGCAGGUGUGGAGCUCCGGAGAACGUGUAGCAGGCCUGGGCGGUAUGGAGGCGCAGAUGAUAAUCCUCCUUGGUGGUGUCUGCGGAGGCGCAUUCCUCCACGUCAUGAACAUGCCCACAGUCGGAAUGCUCUCCAUCUACUUCGGGGCACAGACAGGGCUUGGCCUCUACAUGAAGAUUCUCCUGUCUGACCUGCCAAUUGCUCCAGAACUGAAUGUGAGGGGCGUGCCUGCGCCCUUCCUAGUCACUGCUUUGCAGCAGCUCUUGACCUUUGUGGCGCUUUCGGUAGUGUUGCUUGCUUUGCUGCCCACGCGGUGGGCGUACGUUCCACGACCGAUUCAGACCGGGAAGGAGGCGGGCUGCGUGCUGAUUAUUUCCUUGGCCUUUGCCGCCAACAUCGGUCUGAACAAUCUCAGCCUGAGCCUCCUUCCAGUGUCUGCCAACAUGAUCAUCCGAUCCUGCAUUCCGCUGAUUACCUGGAUUCUUCAACAGCUACUGGGUUGUUUCGGCCUUGGCGGCUUUCCAUCCUCCUGGGGCCUUUCGGAGUUCGCGCUGCUGCUCUCGGGCCUUGUUUGCGCAAUCGUCUCCCUCCUGGCGCAGAAGUCAAACACCGCCAUCUCUGACGGGGGAGGCCUGGAGUUCAUCCUGGGAGUUGGCAUUUGCCUCCUUUCUGAUGUGGCAGCUGCCGUCAAUGUGCUUGUCGUCUCCUACUUUGGAAAGAGCCUGGAGCCGCCACUGAAUUCCUUUGACACAGUGCUUUACAUGGCCCUGCCAUGCACCUUCUUCAUGCUCUUUGUGUCUUUGUUUGCCUCCCACCCGGUGGAGUGGGCUGGCUUCCCUCAGCUGACUGACCUCCAGGUCUUGAAGCACGUGCUGUCCUGGAAUGCGACGGCCUUGGUCUGGGUCAUCUUAUCUGGCUUCCUCGCCGCUGGGUACAACUGCAUGUCCUACAGCAUCGUUCAGAGGCUGUCAGCCACAACGGCGGGCUUUGCUGGGAACUUCAACAAGGCUGCCUUGAUCCUCAUCUCCAUCUGCUUGGGGCUGGAGAGGCUGCCACCAGGUAUUUGGGCAGUGGUCAUGGUGGCCGCGGUUGUCGGAAACAUCCUCUCCUUCACGGGCUUUAGCCUGCUGGAGCAGCGCGGUGCCCCGCAGGCCAAAUCGAAAAGCUGA
Messenger RNA from Symbiodinium pilosum, 1218 nucleotides. Lineage: Eukaryota; Dinophyceae; Suessiales; Symbiodiniaceae. The record is from the annotation of a GenBank genome assembly.